This is a messenger RNA of Purpureocillium lilacinum, 1764 nucleotides long. RefSeq names its product chaperonin. NCBI's taxonomy places the organism in Eukaryota, Fungi, Ascomycota, Sordariomycetes, Hypocreales, Ophiocordycipitaceae. Gene Ontology annotation, molecular function: ATP binding; ATP-dependent protein folding chaperone; protein-folding chaperone binding. Gene Ontology annotation, biological process: mitochondrial unfolded protein response; protein import into mitochondrial intermembrane space; apoptotic mitochondrial changes. Gene Ontology annotation, cellular component: mitochondrial matrix; mitochondrial inner membrane. The record is from RefSeq and is a predicted model, not a curated record.
AUGCAGCGCGCACUGAGCUCGCGAGCCAGGGCCACGGCUCUGUCCUCGGCUGCCUCCCGGUAUCGCGCCGGAGCCGGCCUCGGCCAGCAGCUGCGCUUCGCCCACAAGGAGCUCAAGUUUGGUGUUGAAGGCCGCGCCGCUCUCCUGGCUGGUGUCGACACCCUGGCCAAGGCCGUCGCGACCACCCUGGGUCCCAAGGGCCGAAAUGUCCUGAUUGAGUCCAGCUUUGGCUCGCCCAAGAUCACCAAGGAUGGUGUCACUGUCGCCAAGGCCGUCAGCCUCAAGGACAAGUUCGAGAACCUCGGCGCCCGGUUAUUAUCAGACGUCGCCAACAAGACCAACGAGGCAGCCGGUGACGGCACCACCACCGCCACCGUCCUCGGCCGCGCCAUCUUCUCCGAGACCGUCAAGAAUGUCGCCGCUGGCUGCAACCCCAUGGACCUCCGCCGCGGCAUCCAGGCUGCUGUCGAUGCCGUCGUCGACUACCUCCAGAAGAACAAGCGCGACAUCACCACCAGCGAGGAGAUUGCUCAGGUCGCCACCAUCAGCGCCAACGGCGACAGCCACGUCGGCAAGAUGAUCGCCAACGCCAUGGAGAAGGUCGGCAAGGAGGGUGUCAUCACCGUCAAGGAGGGCAAGACCCUGCAGGAUGAGCUCGACGUCACCGAGGGCAUGCGCUUCGACCGCGGCUUCGUCUCCCCCUACUUCAUCACCGACACCAAGGCCCAGAAGGUUGAGUUUGAGAACCCCCUCAUCCUCCUGUCUGAGAGGAAGAUCUCCGCCGUUCAGGACAUCAUCCCCGCCCUUGAGGCCUCUACCCAGCUGCGCCGCCCCCUUGUCAUCAUUGCUGAGGACAUUGACGGCGAGGCCCUUGCUGUCUGCAUCCUGAACAAGCUCCGCGGCCAGCUCCAGGUCGCUGCCGUCAAGGCUCCCGGCUUCGGUGACAACCGCAAGUCCAUCCUUGGCGACAUUGCCGUCCUCACCAAGGGCACCGUCUUUUCUGACGAGCUCGACAUCAAGCUUGAGAAGGCUACCCCCGACAUGCUCGGCUCCACCGGCUCCAUCACCAUCACCAAGGAGGACACCAUCAUGCUCAACGGCGAGGGCUCCAAGGACGCCAUUGCCCAGCGCUGCGAGCAGAUCCGCGGCGUCAUUGCCGACCCCACCACCUCCGAGUAUGAGAAGGAGAAGCUCCAGGAGCGCCUGGCCAAGCUCUCUGGCGGUGUCGCCGUCCUCCGUGUCGGUGGCUCCUCUGAGGUCGAGGUCGGUGAGAAGAAGGACCGCUUCGUUGAUGCCCUGAACGCCACCCGCGCUGCCGUCGAGGAGGGCAUCCUGCCCGGUGGCGGCACUGCCCUCAUCAAGGCCUCCAGCCAGGCCCUCAACGAGGUCAAGGCUGCCAACUUCGACCAGCAGCUCGGCAUCACCAUCGUUAAGAAUGCCAUUACCCGACCUGCCCGCACCAUCAUCGAGAACGCCGGCCUCGAGGGCUCCGUCAUUGUUGGCAAGCUUCUCGACGAGUACGCUGCCGAGUUCAACAAGGGCUUCGACAGCGCCAAGGGCGAGUACGUCGACAUGAUCCAGGCCGGUAUCCUUGACCCCCUCAAGGUCGUCCGCACUGGUCUCAUCGACGCUUCCGGUGUUGCCUCCCUGCUCGGCACCACCGAGGUUGCCAUCGUUGAGGCUCCCGAGGACAAACCCGCCGGCCCUCCCAUGGGUGGCAUGGGCGGUAUGGGCGGCAUGGGCGGCAUGGGUGGCAUGAUGUAA